This is a messenger RNA of Pygocentrus nattereri (red-bellied piranha), 1757 nucleotides long. RefSeq names its product deleted in malignant brain tumors 1 protein-like. The coding region runs from base 30 to 1757 and encodes 575 amino acids. The record is from RefSeq and is a predicted model, not a curated record. NCBI's taxonomy places the organism in Eukaryota, Metazoa, Chordata, Actinopteri, Characiformes, Serrasalmidae. The transcript has 8 exons. Gene Ontology annotation, cellular component: membrane.
UGCACGGACUGUGUGCAGGUCAGAGGGAGAUGGACAGCUGUGUGGUUCUUAUUCUUCUGUCCUCCACAAUCACUCUCACCACAGCUGACACUGUACAGCUGGGACAAGGAGGCAGACGCUGUGCUGGAAGAGUGGAUAUUUUUCGUAAAGAUUGGUUUGGAACAGUGUGUGAUGGUUUCUGGGAUAUGAAAGCUGCUGCAGUGGUGUGUAGACAGCUGGGCUGUGGGGACGCUCUAGAUGUACUGAGUGCUGCUCAGUUUGGACCAGGACCAGGAGCAAUUGAUGCCUAUACAAGAAUAUGCAAUGGAUCAGAGUCUACACUCAGCACAUGUGGAGGAAGAAAUGUGGAAACAGAUAAGCGUGUCUGUGAUUACACUACACCUGCUGGAAUGAUCUGUUCAGAAGUCAGACUGGUUGGGGGCUCUCGCUGCUCUGGGAGAGUGGAGGUGCUUCAUGGAGAGACCUGGUCCACCAUGUGUGAUGCUGACUUUGACCAGCAGGAUGCAGAGGUCGUGUGUCGAGAGCUGGGUUGCGGGGUUCUUAUGGAGGUGUUGGGAGCAGCUGCUUUUGGCAGAGGGGAGGGUCAGGUGUGGUCAGAGGAGCUUCAGUGUAGAGGCAACGAAUCUCAGAUUCACUUCUGUCCAUCAUCUUCACUCAAACACAACUGCUCCCACAAUAAUGAUGUGGGAGUGGUGUGUGCUGAGAGUGUGCGGCUGGUUGAUGGUGGCAGUCGCUGUGCUGGGAGAGUGGAGGUUCUUCAUAGAGGACAGUGGGGAACAGUGUGUGAUGAUGACUGGGAUAUGAGAGAUGCUGCAGUGGUGUGUGGAGAGCUGGGCUGUGGCGAGGCUGUAGAUGCACGGAGUAAUGCCCACUUUGGACCAGGAUCAGGACCAAUCUGGAUGGAUGACAUUGACUGUAGUGGAUCAGAGUCUACAUUGAAGAACUGUAGAUCAAGAGGAUGGGGUAAACACAAGUGUGAUCAUUCUAAAGAUGCUGGAGUCAUCUGUUCAGGAGUCAGGCUGGUUGGUGGUUCUCACUGCUCUGGGAGAGUGGAGGUGCUUCAUGGAGACACCUGGUCCACAGUGUGUGAUGCUGACUUUGACCAGCAGGAUGCAGAGGUUGUGUGUCGAGAGCUGGGCUGUGGGCUUCCUGUGGAGGUGCUCGGAGAAGCUGCUUUUGGCAGAGGGGAGGGUCAGGUGUGGUCAGAGGAGCUUCAGUGUAGAGGCAACGAAUCUCAGAUUUACUUUUGUCCAAAAUCGUCUUCACUCAAGCACAACUGCUCUCAUGUCAGUGAUGUGGGCCUGGUGUGUUCUGUCGGUGUGCGGUUGGUGGAUGGUGGCAGUCGCUGUGCUGGGAGAGUGGAGGUUCUUCAUAGAGGACAGUGGGGAACAGUGUGUGGUCAUGGCUGGGAUAUGAGUGAUGCUGCAGUGGUGUGUAGAGAGCUGAACUGUGGAGAUGCUAUAGAUGCACUGAGUGAUGCUCACUUUGGACCAGGAUCAGGACCCAUUUGGGUGGGUGAUGUGGACUGCAGAGGAUCAGAGUCUGCACUGAAGAAAUGUCAGUCAACAUGGGGUAAACACACCUGUGAUCACUCUAAGGAUGCUGGUGUUAUCUGCUCAGGAGUCAGACUGGUUGGUGGUUCUCACUGCUCUGGGAGAGUGGAGGUGCUUCAUGGAGAGACCUGGUCCACAGUGUGUGACGCUGACUUUGACCAGCAGGAUGAUGAGAAUAAGAAUGACGAUGAGAUGUUAAUUUAA